AUGUCCAAAAGGAGAAAAACUCAUGAUAGUUCAAGCUCUCCGGCUUCAAGCUCUCUACCUUCAAGCUCUCCGGCUUCAAGCACUCCACCUUCAAGCUCUCCACCUUCAAGCUCUCCGGCUUCAAAUUCAAUUGGUAUUGUAUCUCCUUCAGAUGCUAGUGUGCCAUUACAUGAGGAAGAAUUGAUUUAUGAUAUCGAAAAACUUCAUCAUGAUCCUAUUAGAAGAACCGAUAUAAUGAAAUAUCCUCCAAAUGAGCGAGAUACAAUUAGGAGGGCGUAUAUUCUUAGAAAACCUUAUCAGCCAAGAACUUUUUCUUUUCCUCAAAAAGAAGUUGGAGGUUCGCGUCGUCGGUUUAUGGUUUCAUGGUUUGAUAAAUGGGAUUGGCUUGAAUAUAGUAUGGAUGAAGAUGCUGCAUUUUGUUUUGUAUGCUACUUGUUCAAGAAUGAAGUUGGACAUGCGGGGGGUGAUGCAUUUGUGAAUAAAGGAUUUAAGUCGUGGAAUAAGCCGGACCGAUUUAUAAAACAUAUUGGUGGAGUUAGAAGUGCUCAUAAUAUUGCUUAUGAGAAAUAUGUGAACUUGAGGGAUGGCAAAAAGAAAUCGAUUUUGGUUUCUUUAGAUAAUGUUAGUGAUGUGAUUAACAACGAAUAUAAUGUUCGCUUGAAGGCUUCAAUUUCUUGUUUACGUUACCUAUUGGGACAAGGCAUGGCAUUUCGUGGUCACAGGGAAGGUGAAGAUUCCCUUAAUAGGGGAAAUUUUCUUGAACUUUUAAAAUGGUUGAAGGCACAUAAUGAAGUUAUUUCAAAAGUGACUUUGGAAAAUGCCCCUGGAAAUUGUCAAUUGACAUCUCCAACUAUUCAAAAAGACAUCAUCAAUUGUUGUGCUAAAGAAACAAUGAAGAGAAUUGUGGAUGAUCUUGGUGAUGACUACUUUGCUAUAUUAGCUGAUGAAUCUAGUGAUGUGUCCCAAAAGGAACAACUGGCUCUUUGUUUGCGCUAUGUUGAAAAGAAAAGGGGAAAGGUAGUUGAACGAUUCAUUGGUCUUGUGCAUGUUGGUGAUACUACAUCUUUGUCUCUUAGAAGUGCAAUUAUGACUUUACUUGUUGAACAUUCAUUAAGCCCAUCCAAGAUUCGAGGGCAAGGAUAUGAUGGGGCUAGUAACAUGAAGGGUGAGAUACAUGGACUCAAGACUUUGAUCAUGAAAGAUACUCCAAGCGCUUACUACGUACAUUGCUUUGCCCACCAGCUUCAACUAACAUUGGUAGCCAUUUCAAAAAAGAACGAUGAUUGUAGUUGGCUUUUUGAAACUGUUGGUAUUUUGUUGAAUGUAAUUGGAGUUUCUUGUAAGAGAAAUGAAUUGCUUCGCGAAGUUCAAGCACAAAAAGUUGCUCAAGCCUUGGAAAUUGGUGAACUUGAAUCGGGAUCGGGGUUGAAUCAAGAACUUAGUUUGAAGAGGCCUGGAGACACUCGUUGGAGUUCUCACUACAAGACUCUUUUGAAUAUCAUGGACUUAUUUUCUACAAUUUUUGAAGUUCUUACGAUGAUUGGAAAGAAAGAUUCCGUUUUCGAUGAUAAGUGA
Messenger RNA from Salvia splendens (bonfire salvia), 1575 nucleotides. RefSeq names its product zinc finger MYM-type protein 1-like. The coding region runs from base 1 to 1575 and encodes 524 amino acids. The transcript has a single exon. Lineage: Eukaryota; Viridiplantae; Streptophyta; Magnoliopsida; Lamiales; Lamiaceae. The record is from RefSeq and is a predicted model, not a curated record.